Pomacea canaliculata is the source of this 1569-nucleotide messenger RNA. RefSeq lists its product as uncharacterized. Bases 13 to 1569 code for a protein of 518 amino acids. Lineage: Eukaryota; Metazoa; Mollusca; Gastropoda; Architaenioglossa; Ampullariidae. The transcript is spliced from 8 exons. The record is from RefSeq and is a predicted model, not a curated record.
UUGUACAGGUAAAUGGCGAGGCGACAUCUUGUGUCUGGACUAUUAUCGACCAGGAAAGCGCAGACGACAGACGAUUCCUCUGAGACACUUGGUCCUGCACAGAGGAGAGCACUGUCAACCAUGUCUGACAAACAAGCGUCUGCUCCACAACAGGGAAAGCUCCAGAAAAGAGGAGGUGAACAAGAAGGUUCUAGAGGCGGUGGCCGGGUCAAAGUUCACCUACACGCCGUGACCGAUGAACAGGCUGAGCUACUUGUGGAUACAGUGAAUGCACGUCCACUGGAGGAGGUCAAGAAGAAGACAGGCGCUGAUGUACACUUUGACCCCAACCCGUCACCUGUACCAGGUAUGAAGAUUGUCAUCAUCCGCUGUGUCUCAUCUCAGAUCGAGGCGGUCGUCAGGCUCAUCAGGCAGAUGACUGGUAGUCAGGCAACACUCACAGAAGAAGUUCAGACAUUCUGGCUCCAGUGGGUUGAGGCCGCGUACCCUGACCUCGAGUCUCGCGCCUACUUCCUGCCUCCUGUCUACUUCAACCACGUGCCGAUGACUAGACAGACCAUUGCAGGUCAGGAUGUCAUGGUUCUUGACUCCCCAUCUGAAAAAGCUAGUAAACGAAGGGGUCUUCUAACAAAAAUUAGAUCUUUACUGAAGUCAUCCAAAACACAUGAACCACAACAUCAAGCUGUGUUACCUUCAAACACGCCGGUGAUGACUCCAUCAGAAACAGCUGAGACAUCCAUUUCUCACCCUGCUACAGCCCAGGACAGUGACAUUAGAAAUGACACAGCCAUGAAACAAGUUCUCUUAUGUCUUCAGAGUUUGUCAAAAAGGAAAAGAGAAGUGUUAGUUGGAAUCACUCGACUCCACUUCGGACAAUAUCUGACUGAACCUUGUUUUUCUGUGGCGGCUGCCCAGUUACCCCGAGCCUCCAGCCUGCCUCCUGACUUGCCACAGAACUGGAAACAGGGAAAAUUUGAUGUGCUUCUUAUUCACCGACAUUACGGUCUUGUUGUCUGCAAUGUGAUGUCGGUCGGUGACAUUACAAACGACCUUAAAAUGUCACAGGAGGAUAUUGUCAAGACCAUCAGAAAGAAGCUGAGAGACGCCGUGUCACAGCUGAACAAAGCGGAGGCCAUGUUGUCUCACCUGGUGUCUGAUGUCUGUCCCGGUCUGCGCAUCACCAAGACCAUCGCCGUCCCUAACCUCACGACUGACCAGGUACAGCAGGCCAUCUCUCACGACUCACAGCUCACUGAGGACCUGCAUUGCUGUCUAAAAACUACUGACCCCGCCGACAUCGCUGGUGUGUGUCUGUGCUGUGAUCAGUUGUCUGACCCCAAGACACCGUGUGACGUCAGUAGUCACGUGUUAGAGAAACUCGGCGAAUGGUGGACACGACGUGUGACUGUGUCUGGGCCUGACAGUCACAUGACACGUCACGUGUACAAGACACUAGUAGCACGGUUCUGUGGUCCGGCGACAACAGUGACUGUGCCAUGCACAUGUCCUCCACGUGUGAACUUGACUACAGAAUCAGCAUCUUCCAGACUUUGUGUAAGUUGCUGCUGA